CAGGUCACGUGACACGUUACCUUUUUCAACCCCACACCUAUGUUUACUCACGUGUCUGCCAUUGUCACGAUGCCUGCUGUGUGUAAACGAGCCCUGUACUUUUUCUGGUUAUAGAUGACUAUCGAUUUCAUGUGCACACCUGUUGGUCAACAUCCGUCACUGAUUUCUAUGUGGGAAUUCGAGCUUUUCACUUCCAUCCUGUGCUGACUUGUCCUGGACUUGGAGAUGGUGGACGAGAAUCCGACUGGUUCUUUUAAGGAUCUCAUAAGUAAAGUCCUUGAAGAUCACAGGAGCAGAACUGAUCCUCCUCUCUUAUUGAAGAAUGGCUCUCAGUUUAAGAAGAACCUGGAAGUUAUUAUAUCUCAGAAGCAGCCAACUGAAUCCAUCUGCUGUUCAAAUGCAGGACAGACUAGACACAAGGCUUGCGUGAGUAAUGUACCUUGUGCUGGCCGAGCACUGAGGAAUGCUUUCUUAUCCAAUGGCCAGGAUAACUGGAAAGCACAUAUUAAACUGGCAAGAAUCAUCAGGAGGGCAUAUAUUGGUCUGGAGCUUGUGGAAUGGCUGAUGGAUCAUUGUGAAUUUAUCCAGAACAGGACGGUAUCUUCCAAAAUCUGGAAUGUUCUCCUGGACAUGGGCAUUCUGCUUUCAGUGGAGCAGAACAAUGUAUUUGAGGACUCCAGGUCUUUGUACCAGUUCACCUUUGAGGAAUGUGAGGCCCAGAGCUGUGAUUUCAGAAAUCAGGUCAACUGGACGAAUGCAGUACAUCUGCUGCUACAGCUGGUCCCAUACGUGCAGCUCCACGGUGGAACCCAGAAGCGCUAUAAAGAAGAUGCACAGAAAGCAUCUGAUGUUUGUAAUCCAGUUCUUCAAAUGAGAGCUUUGGAGCGUCUUACUUCAACGGUGCAGAAUGAACUGUUGGCAGCUCUGGCUCGCAAGGCACAGACUAAAUCAAUGAUGGAGGAGAGUAGUCCACAGCACAACAGCAACACCCCAGGAUCCUCUCCCAGUCCUGCUGUGCGCAAGCAGGGCCCUGGAGCUGCUACACGCGAUAGAGAGGAUAUCAGCCGAUUGGAGAUGGUCCAGAGACUGGCCAAGGACGGAUGCCGCCUUCUACACAGCCCGCUCAGAGCUACCGAAAGGCCUGCUGAGCCCUCCAGUGACGCAGCAGUCCGUGUGUGUGAGAGAGAGCGGAGCCACGAGGUGCUGCUGCCUCAGAGGACGACGUCACCGAGAGCUCCCCCCCCCUCCUCCUCCUCCUGGACCGGGAGGUACGCUGCCGUGCCCGCCGCCCCUGAAAAGGUUCUGGAGCAUCUGCUGGGCCACCUGAGGCUGGACGAGGAGCAGAAGAGCCCACUGAGCAGAGAGACAGAGAAUCUUUUGGAUGACUUCCUGCUGACGUACCCUGUGUUCAUGUCCACCAGUGACCUGUGCCAAGCUCUACUCGGUCACUAUUGUUCAAAGAAAGGCAGGAUGAAAGAGGAGGGGAGAGACACUCUGCUUAGGAAACGAAAAGUGCUGCACCUGCUGUCCCAGUGGAGCUCACUGUGCGCAGACCUGCCGCGGGACGACGAGCACACCAAACUAUUCCUCAAGAGUCUGUACAGAUACGUUCUGGAUGAUCUCUAUGAGUUUCCCUCGCUGGAGAAGGAUCUGAAAGAACUUCAGAGACUUCUACGGAUGCAAAGGAGACACACGGUAGAUGAAUACUCUCCGCAGAGGAAGAAUAAGGCUCUCUUCCACCAGCUGAGUCUGAAGGAGAACUGGCACCCUGUGAGAGGAGCUCAGAGGGACAUGAAGGAAGUGUUGUGUCGUGUGUACGUGACCAUAGACUCAUACGUGAGUGUGAAGACGCACAGCGAGGUGUGUGUUCAGGAACUGCUGAGCACUGUGGCCGAAAGGCUCGACUGUGCUGAGGACGACAUGGUGCUGAUGGCCGUCACAUAUCCUGGAGAGAAGGUUCUGCUUCAGUCGGAUCAGCGUGUGUUCUCGUCUUCACUCAGUGCCGCUGAGCGGCUGCACGUCUGCAGAAGAGACCUGACUGAGAUCAUGAGUCCCUUCACUGAUAACGGGCAGCAGCGCUCAGUAAAGAUGCUGAGCAUGAAUACGUGGGAUGUAGCCGUGUCGCUCACCAACUGUGACUGGAGUCUCUUUAGUAACGUCCAUGAGCAAGAGCUGGUGUACUUUACUCUGAGCCGUGACGCAAGCACUGGCCACACGGUGACGCUGGAGCAGCUGUUGCAGCGCUGCAAUGAGACUCAGCAGUGGGUGAUGACCGAAGUGCUGCUGUGCCCGACCCUCUGCAAACGUGUGCAGCUCUUCAAGAAAUUCAUCAAGAUCGCAGCACACUGUAAAGCACAGAGGAACCUGAACUCAUUCUUUGCUAUUAUUAUGGGACUGAACAGUCCCGCCGUCAGUCGACUCACUCAGACAUGGGAGAAAGUCCCUGGGAAGUUCAGGAAGUUGUUUUCCGAGCUGGAGAGUCUGACGGACCCUUCUUUAAAUCACAAAGCCUACAGAGAUGCCUUCAGGAAGAUGAAGUCUCCCAAGAUCCCUUUCCUACCUCUGCUUCUGAAAGAUAUUACCUUCAUUCAUGAGGGCAACAAAACAUUUCUCGACAACCUAGUCAACUUUGACAAACUACACAUGAUAGCAGACACCGUGCGGAUUAUCAGGCAGUGUCGGACAGAUCACAUGGGAAACAUGUUGUCCCAGAAGGACAGCGUGGAAGUGAGAACGUACAUCAAUUACCUGCACGUCAUCGACAAUCAACAGACUCUGUUUGAGCUCUCACACAGACUUGAGCCCAGGACAUAAAACAACUCGAUAUAUCCUAAAACCACUACUGAAGACAGGACAGCAUCUUUCCUCUAAUUGAAGACUGUGAUGAGUAAGUCCUCCACUAGGGGGAGACACAAUCACGCCAACCACACAGAACAGAUACAGAGUAUCGCACAGCCAAAGAAAUCUCAGCCAGUUCAACCAUGUGAAAGGAACAAAGAAGCUGAAUCAUGCAAGAAAACAGCAAGAAUCUACAAAAUGGUUGUAACAGGAAACAUUACAGUGAUCCAGUAUUCUGUAAGUUACAGUACAGAAAGAUCACGUUGAGUUGUCUUCAUACAGCACACUUUCACUCAGUAGUGUAGGGCAGAUUUUUAGUUAUUUUUAGCACUGCAAAAUAUGGAGUUUCACCAAUAAAUAAGAGCAUAUGCAUAUAUGGGAAAAUAAUAGGCACAUCUUUAUUCCUGUGUAGUCCAGUUAGUCUGAAAUUUGAGCUACAUGCACAAAUAACUAAACAAUGUGAUGCCUUUUUAGAUCAUGGCCAACAAUUUGUAGACAAUCAGAAAAAUAUCCCAAGGCAGCACACUGUAUUUUAGGUGCAGAGUGGCUAGUAGAAGUUUAGAUUAAAGCGUCAAUUAGUUGAACUUGCAUAAACUAAGGACAUCUUAAAAUUAUUCAUAUCUUUGAGGGGGAAAAAAACAAUAUCUGUGCAAUCUAUUUUGCAGACUGUCAUAGAAAUAAUUGGUUUUAAAUUAUAGAUGUAUUUUAUUGGAAAAGCCCUACUUAAAAUAACUGAGCAAUGGUUCUGUAAUGGCUUACAUGAGAUGGUGCUUGAAGAAAGCAAAUGUAUAGAUUUCUCGUAUAAGUUGUACUUUGACUUGUGAGACAUUGAGAUAUUUAUUAAACAACAAACUUGUCCCUGAUUCAGAAGGGAAGACAAACAGGUUUUAAAUACAAAGAAAAGAUGUAAUGUACUGUAAAUGUGAUCAGGUGGUCUGAAGGAUUUGGCGACGCCAUUGAUUGACCAGUCUGAUAAUGCCUGUGAGGUUCACAUGUGAACUCUGUAAAUACUAAGACUUUGUUUUUAAUAAGUAAUGAUAAAACAGGCCAUAAAGCAAUAGCAAGGUGUACAUCUCACCUUCAGAAAAAAAUGUUAGCAGUGACUGACUGUAGCUGCUGUUUGCACUAGUUUUAUUCAUAAAGAGCCUGACAUUAAAGAAAAAAAAUAAAAUAAUUGACACUGU
Molecule: messenger RNA, 4022 nt
Organism: Onychostoma macrolepis
Lineage: Eukaryota; Metazoa; Chordata; Actinopteri; Cypriniformes; Cyprinidae
Gene: rapgef5b
Product: Rap guanine nucleotide exchange factor (GEF) 5b
Exons: 26
Coding region: 226-2814 (862 amino acids)
Biological process (GO): positive regulation of GTPase activity; Ras protein signal transduction
Cellular component (GO): plasma membrane
Molecular function (GO): guanyl-nucleotide exchange factor activity
Source: RefSeq, a predicted model, not a curated record